GACCUUGCCUGCUGGCGCCGGACGAAAGUAAGACUCUCGUCGUCUGGCACAGCAACGACUCAAUAAAUGCUUUAGCACACAAUCAAAGUGUUUUUGCAUGAUGUUUAACCAUAAGCUGUGGCACCGGUUUAUGACCGUUAACAGACUCCUCCAGUAUAUAAGGUUGUCCAAACAACUUAAUUUUUCAUAUUUUGUGCAACACUAUCUUGCUGAAAUGAAAGAAACCGGCCCGUGUUGUUACAUUCUGCUCAUUUUAAUUUUUCCGCCAAUCGCCGUCUACGUGAAAGAGGAAAGAUGCUCUCUGUCAGUUUGGCUCAACCUUUGUUUCUGCAUCCUCUGCUGGUUUCCGGGGGUGCUUCAUGCUAUAGUCGUCUGUUUCUGCUUGAAUUAUUUAUUUUAUUUACUUACUAUCAAGAAAUGAAUUCUUGAGAUUAAUUUAUUUAGAAGAAUAUAAUACUGAAUUACAAUUAAAGAGAAGAAAAGGGGAAGAUAGCGGUCUACAUCUAGAAAGGAAGCAUUGGUAUUAUAUAAUAUAAUAUAAAAGAAGGAACUUAUAUAGAUUAUCUCAGACCACAGGAUAUGUAGUUGCUGACUAACAUUUCACUGCUAAUGUGUAAGCGGCCACUGAUUGAAUAUUGUGGGAGAAUUAAAAUUUGGACUCUGAAUGAAAUUGCUUCAUAAUAAAGCAAAAAGUUAUCCAAAUUUCUAUAUUUAUCAUGUUUUUGGAUACUGUAGUUAAAAGACAUGAAAUCUCAAUCUCAGUUAUUUUAUAUUUUUAAUGGCAAACAAGAAGAGUACGAGUAGCUGCUAUGAAAAGCCAAUCGCUCAGAAAUUAUUUUAUGGAUUAGCUGACCAUCCAAAUCACGGUGUAUUUUCGUCGAUUCUGAAGAAAAAGAAUCGCUUGUUUUCGAUGACUGAUGACGUGAAGAAGCUUUGCAAUCAAGUUGAAGCUUAUAAAGAAGCCGCAGAUCGACUUCAUCAGGCACUGAUUCAAAUGUUCGUUGAGAAUCAGGAACUUAUGAAAGCUGAUACGAAUUAUCAGUACGCUGGGCAGUAUCUAAAGACGUAUCAGGCGAUAAAUCAGAAAGGAAGAAAGUUGGGUACGAAGGUUGACCCCAAAGAAAUGGAUAGCUUAGAACCGGCUAUCCAAACCUUGCUCAAUCUGGAUUCCAUACAAGCAAAGCAAGUCCAAAGGCAUCUGGAAAACUUGUCGGCGUUGACAAAAUUCAUUGGCGUCGACUAUUGGGAGUACGCAAGGCUUCGAAAGAUUUAUUGGCUCUCGCUGGAAACCUACGACGACGCAAUCAGUCAGCAGAAUAAGGAGCGAACGGAGCAAGCCGAACUCGCGGCGGGAAAUGCUCAGACAUGGAGGAAUGAGUGCAGACAGAAGGUUAUUGACUUUAUCAAUAAGUCGAUUAAUGAGCAGAAGGGGAAACACGCGGAUGCAGUUUUGAAGUUUCGUGACGAUUCAAUUCUCUUCCACAAAUCCAUUGCUGAAGCUAUCCCAAUAUUUGAUGAUAGAGCACUGCCAAAGAGUAAAGAAAAGCCAUUGAAAUCCAAAUGAAACUUGUCCGAAUAAAGAAUUAUGUGAUU
Molecule: messenger RNA, 1593 nt
Organism: Caenorhabditis elegans
Lineage: Eukaryota; Metazoa; Nematoda; Chromadorea; Rhabditida; Rhabditidae
Gene: Y37F4.1
Product: BAR domain-containing protein
Exons: 7
Coding region: 779-1564 (261 amino acids)
Source: RefSeq, marked reviewed